UCCAUCCAAUGGUUUGCUUGGAGAGGAAACAGAGUCCACGGAGCAGCGGAUAACACAGUGCUUGGAACAGGGCAGUGGUACAGUGGGAUACCGGGAGCAGAGGGGUUCGUACCGCUUCUCGGAGAGCUAAAUCCACCCGGUGGACAGAUCCGUUAUGGCUGUCGUGAUUGACACAACAAUCGGUCAGAUUAUGGACGUGUGGCGGUAGAGUCAGCUGCUGGUGGGAUCCAGACCCGGACAGAGGGCCGUCCGCGCCGUAACCAGCUGUCGUUCCUGUUCUCAGAGAUCUCCCCUGGAGCAUGGACUGACAAACCCCGCCGCAGAUGAUUUGAUGGGGCUGCUCAGAGUCAUGAUGCCGCCCAAGUUGCAGCUUCUGGCGCUGCUGGCGUUCGCAGUGGCCAUGUUUUUCCUAGAGAACCAGAUCCAGAAGCUGGAGGAGUCCCGCGGAAAGCUCGAGCGAGCCAUUGCCCGGCACGAGGUGCGAGAGAUCGAGCAGAGGCACAUCCAGGACGGCCUGCGUGAGCGCGACUCUGCCGCUGUGCUGCCUGACGGCGAGGACGACGUGGUCAUCAUCUACAACCGUGUCCCCAAGACCGCCAGCACCUCCUUCACCAACAUCGCUUACGAUCUGUGUGGGAAGAACCACUACCACGUGCUGCACAUCAACACCACCAAGAACAACCCGGUCAUGUCCAUACAGGACCAGGUCCGCUUUGUGAAGAACGUGACGGAGUGGAGGGAGAUGAAACCUGCUUUCUACCACGGACACGUCUCCUUCCUGGAUUUCACCAAGUUUGGGGUGAAGAAGAAGCCAAUCUACAUCAACGUGAUCCGGGACCCCAUCGAAAGGCUGGUGUCCUACUAUUACUUUUUACGUUUCGGGGAUGACUACCGGCCCGGCUUAAGGCGACGGAAGCAAGGAGACAAAAAGACAUUUGAUGAAUGCGUGUCAGCUGGCGGCUCGGACUGCGCUCCGGAGAAGCUCUGGCUGCAGAUCCCUUUUUUCUGUGGUCACUAUUCAGAAUGUUGGAACGUGGGCAGCCACUGGGCUUUGGAGCAGGCCAAGUACAACCUGGUGAACGAGUACAUGCUGGUGGGGGUGACGGAGGAGCUGGAGGACUUCAUCAUGAUGCUGGAGGCCUCCCUGCCGCGCUUCUUCAAAGGAGCCACUGAGCUAUACAAGACAGGAAAGAAGUCCCACCUGAGGAAGACCACCGAGAAGAAGCCGCCGACGAAGGAGUCCGUCACCAAGCUGCAACAGUCGGACAUCUGGAAGAUGGAGAACGACUUCUACGAGUUUGCUCUGGAGCAGUUCCAGUUCGUCAGGGCUCACGCUGUCCGGGAGAAAGACGGAGAGCUCUACCUGCUGGCUCAGAACUUCUUCUACGAGAAAAUUUACCCCAAAAACUGAGGACGGUUUUACAGAAGUCUACGAGCAAAGAAGUGAGGGACAACUGCACAAUGGACCCCCCCCUCUGGCUUUUUGGGAGCGACAGACUGGAGUCAUCUCUGAUUUUCACAGCCAGCUGGAUGUGGAGCUUGUGUUUCCCUACAACCAUGUGCCAAAAGCUGCCUGUGGGGCCUGAAAGACGAGCCCUCCGGCUCCAGACUGUUUCAGGUCUGUCUUGUGGCUGAACAGGAAGAAGACUGAACUUUCUCUGAGAGAUUUUUCUGAAAUGAACUGGCUACUUUUUUGAAUAUUUUUUCUUGAGUGACUAAACCUUUUCUGUAAUAAAGAUCAUGUUGUGUUUGAUUCUUUACUGUGUGUUUUAUACUGAUGCUGUGUGGCAGUAAGUGAUGCUUUUCCAGAUGAACCUGCUGCUUUUGUAAAUAUUUACUGCUCUGAUGGUUUGUGUCAUUUUGAAAAGAAUCAAGCUGCAUUUCAACUUUUACUUUUUUAUGUACCGUUUUUAGGAAGUAAUACACACGCCCACUCCAGUGGAAAACAUGCACCUUAGGCUCAUUGUCUAACAGAAUAAAGGUAAUGGAAAAAGGUA
This is a messenger RNA of Oryzias melastigma (Indian medaka), 1997 nucleotides long. RefSeq names its product heparan sulfate 2-O-sulfotransferase 1a (gene hs2st1a). The coding region runs from base 332 to 1411 and encodes 359 amino acids. Lineage: Eukaryota; Metazoa; Chordata; Actinopteri; Beloniformes; Adrianichthyidae. Gene Ontology annotation, cellular component: membrane. The record is from RefSeq and is a predicted model, not a curated record. The transcript is spliced from 7 exons. Gene Ontology annotation, molecular function: heparan sulfate 2-sulfotransferase activity.